AUGAGUACGCCGGUGAAAAAUGAACCCAUAACUACUACUACUUCUUCUUCUACUUCUUCUAGUACACCAAACCAACCUUCGAUGCAGAAUAAUUUGUCAUAUCCUGUGCAGCAUAUACCCCAACCGCCACCAUCAUCUCAGCAGCAACAGGGACAACAGGUACAACAAGGGCAACAAGGGCAACAACUGCGAAUAUCACAUUUACCACAACCAAUACCACCGAUUCCUAUUCAAAUCAUACCGCAACCACCACAGCAACAACAACAACAACAACAAAUACCACCUCAAUAUGCUGGAAAUUAUUACCAACAAGUUCCUACUCCUGGUUACUAUACUCCUCCUCCUCAUACUUCAGGGUUUUAUUCAGUUGGACCACAACGGGGAAAUAGUGUUCUGUUUCAACCCACUCAAGGAUCUCCAUUACAACAUCAACAACAUACCCCUGGUAAUCCAACACAAUUACCACUUCCUCAACCACCUCACCCACCACCACCACCACCACAACAACAACAACAACAUGUAGCGAUGCAUCAAUCAACACCUCCACCACCUCCACAACAUCAACAUUCAUCUACAACAGUUGCAACUCAAGAAUCUUGGAAAGAAAAUAAUAGAAAAAGAACUCAUUCUCUGAUGCAACAAACUUCUCGAAUGGCAGCUACAUAUCCUAGAAAACGAGCUUUAACAGCAUGUGAUACUUGUCGAUUGAAAAAAAUUAAAUGUGAUAAUGUUCGUCCUCGAUGUGGUUCAUGUAUUAAAAAUGGGAAUUUAAAUUGUCAUUAUCGUACAGAUGAUCAACAAAAAGAUUAUUCUAGUUAUGAUCCAGCAUCUUUGAAUAUUUUAAGUAAAUUAGAUAUUAUUUUAAAAGAUUUAAAAGAAAUUAAAAAUGGUAAUUCUGGUUCUAUAUCAACUAAUACUACAGAUAAAGCAUCACCUGGUGAACCAUCAUCAUCAUCAUCAGCAACAACAGCAACAACAACAUUUUCACCAGCACCACAACAACAACAACAACAACAACCAGCACCACAACCACAACAACAAGAACAACCACAAACAUUAACAAAAGGUCGAGGGAAAAAAUUCACUUUUGAUAAAUGUGUUUGGGAUAUGUCAGUUAUAUCAAUAUUCAAAUGGGAUUAUUUCAAAAAUACUUUUAAUUUAUCAACAAAAGAUAUAGAAAAUAUUGAAAAAACUUUGAAAAAUAAUUAUGAUAAUGAUAAUAGUAAAAAUAAUGAUAUAAUUAAUUCUAAUUCCAAUUGUCAUACUCAUUCUCAUUCUCAUUGUAAUAAAUCAUUAAUUGAAUCUAUAAAACAAUAUGAAAUUCUUGAAAAAUUAAUAAAUAAUAAUUUUACUACAAUAAUGAAUUCAUUUUUCAUUAAUUCUUAUACAAAAGUUCCAAUUUUAGAAAGAUUUGAAUUUUUCGAUAUUAUAGAAACUUAUCAACUUUUAAUACAAAAAUCAUCAAAUAUAUCAUUUUCUAAACUUCUUGAAUUAUAUAUUGAUGAUUAUACUAUUCCACAAGAGAUACAAAAUUUAUUUUGUAAUAAUGAUGAUUUUACAAAUACUAGUGAAAAUGAAAAUGAAAAUAAAAAUGGCAACAAGAACAUGAAUAUGAAUAUGAAUAUGAAUAUGAAUAUGAAUAUGAAAAAAAGUAUUACUGUGAAACAAUUUAUUCGAUUAAUUAAAUCAAUUCCUUUAAUACUUAUAAUUUGUGCAUUAGGAAUUAUUAGUGUACCAGUCCAAUUUGAUAAUCUUGAUAAAUUUGAGAAUUCUUUAGAAGAAGCUAAAUCAAUAUCAAUUGGUUGUUUAUCUGGUGAUAAUGUAUUUGAUAAUAUUCCAAUUAAUUUCCCUAGACAAAGAAAUAUAAUUGCCUUUAUGUUGAAAGAUUAUUCUGAAAUACUUUGUAAUAUAUUUUCAUUUAAUUUAUCAAAAAAUUAUAAUAAUACUAUUAAUUCAGUACAAUAUUAUUUAUUUUUAAGUCAAUUAUAUUUACAACAAAAUUGUAUAAUCCUUGCUCAAAGAUCAAGUUUAAUGGCUAGUCAACAUAUAAUGUAUUUAAUUGAAAAAACUAUUAAAUUUGAUAAUUCAUCUUCAUCUUUAUCUUUAUCUAAAUCGAAAUCGAAUUUGAAAUUAGAAAUUAUUAAUCGAUUAUAUUGGACUUGUUUAAAAUUAGAAUGUGAAUUAAAUGUUGAAUUAUCUCCAUUUGUUCCAUUAUCAGGUAUAACUAAAAUUGAACCACCAUCAGGAUUUCCUAAAAUACCUAUGACUCCAAAUUUACAAGAAUUAAAUUAUAAAUAUAGUUCAAGUGUUAUAAAAUUAGGACAAUUUUAUAAUGAUCAAUAUUCUUGGUAUUAUUUUUUAACAGAAAUUGUUGUACGUAAAAUAGAUAAUGUUAUGUUUGAUGAAUUAUAUUCAUUAGAAAAUAGUAUUAAUCAUUUAUGGGAUGAUGAAAAAUUUAUUGAACAAACUAUUUGGUCAUCAUUUAUUGAUUAUUUAAAUCAAUAUAAUGGAAUUAUUAAUUUAUUAAUUCCAGAAAUUCGUAAUUUUGUAUUACAAGAAGUUAAUGUUGAACAAAUUUUCCGUCGAUUGAAAAAAAAAUAUGAAAAAAAACAUCAACAACAACAACAACAACAACAAAAACAACAACAAAAACAUAAAUUGAAGGGUAAUAAUUCAAUUAUAAAUAAUAAUAAUAAUAAUGAUGAUUAUGAUUAUGAUGAUGAUGAUGUUGAUUAUGAUAUUUUUGAUGGAUUAGAUGAUUUUUUAAUUGAUGAUGAUUUAUUAGCUAGAGUUCAAUCAGAAAAUAUCAUGUUUAUUAAAACUAGAAUAUUAGUAUCAAAAUUACUUUUAUUUCGUCCAUUAGUUUAUUUAUUUUUACAAGAUAAAAUCCCAUUUAUUGAAAUUAUUCAAGCAGUAAUUUCUGUAAUGAAUGAUUCAAUGAAUACAACAACAAAUAAUUCAUCAUCUUCAUCAUCAUCAUCUUCAUUAGCUUUUGGGAUUGAUAAUUUUAAUCCUAUGGAUUCUCCAAAUUCAUCAAUUAGUUCUGGUUCUGGUUCUGGUUCUGGUUCUGGUUCUGGUUCUGGUUCUGGUUCUGGUUCUGGUUCUAGUUCAACAAUAUUUAAUUUAAUUAAUGAAAAUGAAUAUAACCAUAAUAAUAAUCAUAAUAAUCAUGAUCAUGAUUAUCAUGAUGAUGAUUAUUUAGAAAUUGAUUAUUUUAAUUUAAUCAAUGCUCCAUUAUUUUAUCAAAAACAAUUUCCUGAUGAAGAUUUUUCUAAAUUCAUUGAAUAUGAUAAUAAUAAACAAGCCACAACAACAACAACAACGAUGAAUGGUUAUGAUCAAGAAAUUAAUGAAGAAUCAACAAUUACAAUCAAAGAUUUAUCAUUAGUUAAACAAAGAAUUUUACGAAUUUUUAUAUCAAAUUUAAUUUCAAUACCAAAAUUAAAUAUACCUAAAUUAGGUACUCAUAGACAUCCAGGACUGUGGUAUUAUAUAAGAAAUUUAUUUAUUGGUAAUAUAUUUCAAUAUUUGAUUUAUAAAAAAAUUCAAUCAAUGAUAAAUAAAGCUACUACUGAUAUUAAAUUCCAAUCAAUAUUAAAAUCACAACUUGAACAACUUGAACAACUUGAACAACAACUGAAAAAGGAAAAUGGUUCAUUUUCAAUAAAAUCUAUGGAAGAAAUUAUUGAAUUAAUAAAUAUGGUGAUUAAUAUAAAAGGUAUAAUUGCAUCUUUAGAACAUUCAAUAAUUUUAAUGGAAUAUUGGAAAUUAGAAAUUAAAGAUUGUCAAAUUUAUCAAGAUUUUAUUAAAAAAAUAUUAAAUGAUUUACAAAAAUCAACAAGAUAA
Molecule: messenger RNA, 3846 nt
Organism: Candida dubliniensis CD36
Lineage: Eukaryota; Fungi; Ascomycota; Pichiomycetes; Serinales; Debaryomycetaceae
Gene: ZCF27
Product: Zcf27p
Exons: 1
Coding region: 1-3846 (1281 amino acids)
Biological process (GO): regulation of DNA-templated transcription
Molecular function (GO): DNA-binding transcription factor activity, RNA polymerase II-specific; zinc ion binding
Source: RefSeq, a predicted model, not a curated record